Molecule: messenger RNA, 1365 nt
Organism: Penicillium waksmanii
Lineage: Eukaryota; Fungi; Ascomycota; Eurotiomycetes; Eurotiales; Aspergillaceae
Gene: brlA
Product: C2H2 type transcription factor BrlA
Exons: 2
Coding region: 1-1365 (454 amino acids)
Biological process (GO): regulation of transcription by RNA polymerase II
Cellular component (GO): PcG protein complex; transcription regulator complex
Molecular function (GO): DNA-binding transcription factor activity, RNA polymerase II-specific; RNA polymerase II cis-regulatory region sequence-specific DNA binding
Source: RefSeq, a predicted model, not a curated record
AUGGCGUAUAGCUGUGACAGCAUCGUUGACACUGUCGCCCCUCGCUCUUUCAAGACAGAAGAUCUUGACGACAUGAGACCUCAGGGCCAGCAUAUCUCUGACCGUUUGACUGUUGAGGUUGAUUGCCGCUCCCUCGGCCCUAGCGAAUGCCCCUCGAUGACCUCGAGCUUCUCUCCUUUGGAAUCACCGACUCCCACCCCCACCAGUCUCUACAGCCACAACUCAAUGGCUUCUCCUACCUGGCAUGAAGCUGGCCAGUACCACGGCAUCCCAAUGGAGCGUCGAACUUCCGCAACCCCGUUGCGUAGCGCUUUCAAAAUGGCUGAUUUGACCUCGGGUGAUGCUAUGGGAAUGCCUUAUGGUAACAUGGAUCGCACCGAGCAGAUGCCAAUGGAGUAUCUUCCGGGUUACGAUGAAAAUGUCGACCAGUUCUACUUCCCUCAAGAAGUACCAAAAACAUUCGACCAGACAGGAUUCCCCUACCAAGCUCCCAUGGGCCAGUAUAACACCAUGCCUCGCAACCAUCAUUACCAGUACCGACCACAGCAGUCCACCUACCUGCCCGAAUCCGCAUCCAAUCCAUGCUUGUCUCGCCCCAUCUUCAACCAACCUCCCACCGAACAGAUUCCCAACUCGGUGUCCAUGUCGAAUAUGCUUCAAUUUAUGCCUCCCGCCGAUUCCAUGCCACCUCAAACGAUCGCACCCCGCCAGGCAUUCCACCACACGGCCCCCGUCACCCCACCCUCAUCUUCUUACUCUGAAUUUCCUACAAAUCUUCAAACUUUCAAAGCCCACACUCCUUCCACACCUGUCCGCUCCAACUCCAUUGGAACGCCCUCGGGUACUGACACCCCAAUGAGCCGCCUAUCUGGUGGCAACGAAUAUCAAGAAGAGUUCCCCAUGUCUCCAAUUUACCGGGAUGGGAUUAUGAGAGCUCAUCGCCAACCUUCGCGGAAACCUUCCAAGAAGCAGCUGAUUCGCUCCAACCUCAGCCUCGAGAAUCUUCCCGCUGUGAUUAAGCAGGUCCAAUUCAAGUGCAAGGAGCCUGGUUGCAAGGGACGUUUCAAGCGCCAGGAGCAUCUCAAGCGGCACAUGAAGAGCCACUCCAAAGAGAAGCCCCAUGUUUGCUGGGUCCCUGGCUGCCACCGCGCUUUCUCUCGGAGCGACAACCUCAAUGCUCACUACACCAAGACCCACAGCAAGCGAGGUGGUCGAAACCGCUAUGUCGCUACCCUUGACGACACCAGCCAGGAUUACGACCCAGACUUCCGUGGUCAGCUCACACCCGAUGGCCGGCCUAUCUAUGGAUCUAAGCUUGAGGAUCCCAUUCCCGACUGUGGUGACCUGGAUGGAUGGGACGACUAA